Messenger RNA from Fraxinus pennsylvanica, 333 nucleotides. Lineage: Eukaryota; Viridiplantae; Streptophyta; Magnoliopsida; Lamiales; Oleaceae. The record is from the annotation of a GenBank genome assembly.
AUGGAUGAAGAUAUUUGUAAUGUUGCAAAGGACAAGCGUUCAACAUUCAUAAUUAUCCCCUUUCACAAGCAACAAACCAUUGAUGGUCAAACGGAGGAUAUUAAUCCUGCCAUCCGGAGUGCUAAUGAAGGCAUACUAGAAAAUACACCUUGUUCUGUGGAAAAUUCAGAUAUCAGCCUUACAGAGGCAAGGUUUACCUCGAAUAGUGAUGCAGAGGAACUGGAUCCUGUAAAACUCGUUGCAAAAGCCAACAUGACUCUGCAAAUUGACAAUGAGAGAGAGCUCGCUAGACGAGGAUUACCUCAAAAAGUUAUAGACUGCAACCGCCAAUGA